Amoebophrya sp. A120 is the source of this 14954-nucleotide messenger RNA. NCBI's taxonomy places the organism in Eukaryota, Dinophyceae, Syndiniales, Amoebophryaceae. The record is from the annotation of a GenBank genome assembly.
AUUUUGAUUUGCAGUUGUGGUUUACUCUUGAUGUCUAAAAGAAAUACAUAGCACCCCAAAGAAGUCAACACCCACCAUGCACAUGCACAAGCUGUUUUGCUGUCGAGCCAUCAGCAUCACUUGCGUCCGUCCACGGAGGCUUGCUGAAUCACCAGCGUGGUACCGUCGCAGAGACCACAGUGCGGCCAAGUGUGCCAGAUCGGGCCAAUAUGUUGCACCACGCGUAUAGUCGCCGAAUUGCAUGCAGCUGGGUAGUUGGCCUUGGCGCCGCAGCGAUGACUUUCUCCAUCACUAGCUUCUUCUGUAUUUUGCUGACGUCUGCGUUUGAGCAGGCAGUCGACAAUGUAAUUGCUGCUGACAUCAACCUAUGAACUGCAAAAGUAUCGUACUCGUAUAAAUGCAUUACAAAUUUUCUCAGCAUGAAAAAUAAAACUUGUAAUGCGGAUUUAGCUAUAACAAAAAGACUUGUGAUGCAUGACUGCAAUACGAGUACGAUACUUUUGCACAGGAUACAACCUCCCCUCCUGCGGACACGCGUUGGAGUGCGACGCGCCACCACCACCACCGCCGAACGCAACUAUAGCAAGGCCGCAAGUACAACGACAAUUUUCGUCUACCAUUUUGCAGCCAUCAACCUCGACCCCCGGAGGACGAGAAGAAAAUGUCUUCAACCCUGCUGCAAGAACAACUAAAAUUUGCAGAAUCAGCGGCAAUGACGGGCAAAGGUCGUUUUUCAUCCCGACCAGCUGUGCCUUCCAAUUUAACGGCACGAUCAUUUUCGACCAGGCUAUGGUGGAAGCCGCGUGGAGCCGCGUGUCCUUGCGCAUCGAGAGCGUUAGUGGCAGUAUUCUGGUCAAGGAUUCGUUUUUCUGGCGGUUUGCGAAACUGGAAUUUCGAACAACUGCAUCUUCGGGAAAUAGUACAACUUCUAGUGCUGGUGCUGGUGGUGGUGCUCUUCCUGUUGAUGCAAGGUCAAGAACCACGCUGGAUAAAGUAGAUGAACAUAAACUAGGCCGCGCGGCCACUUCUUAUUGUCAACCACCGUGUAGUUCAACUUCAACAUCAUCAUCUAACGAGCCCUCUCCGACCCUACCCCCCGGUUCUUUGACCUUCGACUGGCAGGCGCCGUCGUCGGAGAGCCAGAAGUUUCUCACUGUAGAACACUUGAUCUUCAACACCAGCGGCGCAAGAGCAACUAGUACAACAGCCGGCGACGGGCGGGAACUUCUAAUGGAGCUGCCCAGCACUGAAGAUGCUCAUGCUCUUUCUGAUUCAUCCUCGGUCGGUGAUAUUCUCGUGAACGGCACGCGAAAAGUGGAGUUCCGGGGGAUCAGCAAGUUCGAAAUCAUCGGGAACGAAAAGGGCAGCAUCCAGCUGCUGCUAUCCAGGAAAAAACGCCCAUCCCCAUCCAUUUUUUGCACGGCAAGUAGUCGAACUUAUGCACGUUUUGCAUGACAAAUUGGAUGGACAUGGGUGUCUUUGCCUGGAUAGCUGCACGGGUUGUUCAACGUCUACGAUGAGAUGCUGGUGUCAAACACAAACACUGCUGCGGGAAAAAAUAGAGAUAAACGUACAACAUUUCUAGUCCGUGGCGCUGGUCGAGAAGAAAGUUCUUUGGAAUCUGCACAACCACGACCGGCAGCUAGUACACAGCUACAACCUCCUUCACGUGGUCGAGGCGGUAGACUUCAUUCAUCCCAAAAAAAUGCUGCCGGUGCCGUUGCACCCACCCUCGCCCCUCCAGUGAUCACCCUCGGCCCAGAGACCUCCCUGUUUUGUUCGGGGAAGAUCUAUGUGGAUAUGAACUGCAAAAGUUUCGUACUCGUAGUAUUGCAAUACAAAUUAGCUCAGCAGGACAAAUGGAAUUUGUAAUGCUGAUUGGCUUUAGGAAAAAUAUUUGUAAUGCAUAACUGCAAGUACUACGACUACGGUACUUUUGCACAGGAUAGUGGACGCGGUCGCGCAACUGAGCGUGCAGGUAGCCCGGGUGGCGAGCUUUCUGAACACGGACGUUUUGCCGGGCUUGUUUCUGUAUCCUGUGCAAAAGUAUCGUAGUCGUACUGAUUGCAAUCAUGCAAGACAAACCUGGUUUCUUAGCAAAAUCAGCAUUACAAAUUACAUUUCUCUUUCUGGAAAAAUUUGUAAUGCGAUUUAUACUAGUAGUACGAUAUUAGUUUUGCAAUGCAUAUUCUGCGCAGCUUGAAUAGCGUGGUGUUGCUGAACCCCUCGGACACGUGGAAUUGCGACGUCAUCGCCGUUUUCUCGUCCAACGAGAUCCGGUUCGAAGCCAAAUCCGACUACUACGACACGGACUUGCGGACGGGCGGGGACCGGUUCGAUUGCGACAGUGGCGGGGGUGGAAGCAGUGGACAGCGACAGACUCCUCGAAGACUAGCACAUGAAGAAGAAGACGGGCCUCGAUCAGACGACCUCCAGCCUGGAGAUCUCUCUCGCCAAGAACGGGACACCAGAUAUGACGAUGACCUUUCACGACAGCAGGACGUCUUGCUUCAGACACAUCAUCAACAGGAUGAGCAAGAAGAUGAAGAGGAAGCAGGUCGUUCAUCAGGUACAACACUUAGAACAAGCACAUCCUCAAAGACCACUGUUGCUGCGACAGGGUUUUCUUCAAGACCCUUCUCAUCUUCCGGUGGCGGCCCUCCCCGCGACGCCAUCGACUUUUGCGAAAUGUGGACUACUAUCAAAUGCAAAAAUGUGUGGGUCUGGAAGGAUUGGAACUUGUGAUGCAAAUUCUGGAACACGCAAAAACCUGUGUUGCAUGAGCGCCAAAAGCUGUUCAUUUCUUGGUCCGCAGGUAGGAAGUUCCUCAUGCGGGACAGGCAUCACGAGGCGUGCUCAAAACCUGUGAUGCUUUUGCCUGCAUCAGACGCCAUUUGCGUGAUCCGAAAUAUGCAUGACAAAUCGCGCAUUCUUCCAGACCCAGACAUUUUUACAUUUGAUAACUACGCCGUGCGGGAAGCAGGAGGUGAAAAAAACUUCUCCCAAACAACAGCAAGAAAGUUACGGCCACUUCUCUCAGGUUGUUCACAGUCAAGAAGACCACCCGGAGGAUGCAGAUGGCGGGGGUGCAGAAGAAAAUGAACAAGGAGAAGCAGUAGAAGCGCAUCGUGGAUUUUUUAGAUUUCCUGCACCUGCUGGAGAAAAAGGAAGAAAAACCUCCUACAUGGUUACAGGCGGAGGGGAAAAGACCUCGAUCGCGAGAAGAGACCACGAUGAAAUUUCCGAAACACAGGACGAGGAGGACAACAGCUGCUACACCGCAAACUGGUACACAUCCAGCAACAACACGAACGAUUUCCAGCAACCAGAUCUACGACAACUAGCGAAGGACUUUGUCAGCACCAAACUAUCCACCGCCUCGAAAAUCCCCUUCGACUUCAUUUUAUGCAUUGCAAAAGUAUCGUACUAGUAUAAAUGGCAAUACAAAUUGGCUCAGCAUUACAAAUUCAAUUUGUAAUGCGGAACAACAAGUGGAUUUGUGAUGCGUAAGUGCGAUUACUACCAGUACGAUAAUUUUGCACAGGAUGCAUUUUCGUUUCCCCCAAGGUAACGGUGGACGAAAAAUCGAAAAUUCAGGCGCAGGCCAUGCUCUUCUGCAGCGACGAACUGCAGCUGAAGAAGGCGACUCUGUCGACCACCGGCCGGGGCUGCCAGGCCGGGGAGGGUAUCGGCCGUAUCCUGAGUAAAAACGUACCCACACCAGAGUCAGGAUGGGGAUUUUGCAACACAAACCUAGGAGUUUUAGGAGUCACGCAUCACAAAUUGCAGUCCGUAGUGUAGUGCAGGUUCGCAAGGCCAGCUGCAUCAGAAAUCGAUCUGCUCAUCCUGUUUACAGCAUUACAAAUUACAAAACACGACUAAAAAUGCCUCUCCUGGCGAUGCGCAUUACAAAUGUUCCUGUCAUUGCAAAUCUGCAUGACAGCUCUGGUGUGGGGACGUUUUUACACAGGAUAGGCCGGGGGGCAUCGUCGCGGGACGAACUGUACCAAAUGCAAAAGUGUCUGGGUCUAGAACAAAGCAACUUGUCAUGCUGAAUCUGAAUCAUGUAUAGAAUCUGUGUUGGAUGAUUGCCAAAAGCUGUCCACUUUUGACCUAGCCGAGAGGCAGUUUCUCAUGCAGGAUAAGCAUGACGCUACUCUCACAGAAUCUGUCAUGCUAUGUCCUACAUACCAGACCUCAUGGCUCAUGGAGAACCUGCGUGACAAGUCUGGCGCUCUUCCAGACCCAGACAUAUUUGCACUGGAUAAACUGUUGGGCGCCGGGGGGAGCCACAGUGGCCGGGGCGGGUACAGCGUGAUUGCCAAGUCGCAGGGGAUCAUGCCGGUCGCGAGCCCCGGAAUGGAGUACGAUGUGCCGGACCAUGAUUUGAUAUCCCAGCUUGAUGAAGAACAAAUAACGCCAGAAAAUUCUUUGCUUCCGGGAGAGGACUACGACGAGAAGACGAAAGAGAAAACUUUCCCGUCUGAAGAUGCAGUACAGCAAGAAGAUUUAUUUUCCAGAAGUUUAAAACACGAUGAUGAUUACGAACACGAGCAGCAGCUGCACCUCGUGCAAGAUGGACAAGAACUCGGACUCCUGCGGAGAUCAUCAUCUACCAACUCGCAACAUUCAUUGUACAACCGCAGAACAACAACCUUACGCAGCAACAGAAGUUCCAACAUUUGGUGGGACGUGUCCACGCCGGCGUCCGGGGGCGGCUGCGGCGACAUCACGCAGUGCUCUUUUCUCUACCGGUUGCCCAAUAAGCCCAGUUCCGGGGGCGGGAUGAUUUGGGUCAAUGCCGUGAAGAUUUCGCUUUUUCAAUCGGUGCUUUCCACAGACGGCAACAAGGGCAUGGUGUCCGAGGGCGCCUUCGGCCAGGGGUGGGCCAGCGGGGGCGGCAGCGGCGGGCUAUCCUAUGUAAAAGCGUCCCCACCCCAUAGUUGUCAUGCAAAUCUGCAUGCUGAAAAUGUUUCUCAUGCGGAGAUCCAUGAGAAGCAGUUUCUAGUCGUGUUUUGGGAUUUGUGAUGCUAGAAUCAGCAUGAGGUGCUAGAUCUGCGAUGCUGCUGAAGAAGCUAAACAGGAUUACACUACGAGUUCAAACUUGUCAUGCGCAACAGCAAAAGCUGACAGAUUUGUCUAGCCGAUUCCCCAUCUUGACUAUGGCGUGGUGACAUUUUUACUCAGGAUACGGGCAGAUCGUGAUCCACACCCUGGACGACAUUGUCGGCUCGGGGCUGCUAUGAAAUGCAAAAAUAUCUGGGUCUGGAAGAUUGCAUGUCUGUCAUGCUUGCCUGGCAUGACUCUUAAAUCUGUCAUGCACGUUACUUACACAAGAGCCCCAUUUUGCUGUCAUGCAGAAACGCAGUUUGUCAUGCAGAAUAGGCAACACCUAGAAGAAGCUCAAAAGCUUGGCAUGCUGCGCCAGCACUUAUGGCCUUUUCAUGAUACGCCACCCAGCAUCACAAGUUUCCAGACCCAGACACUUUUACAAUCCAUACCUGCUGACCUCGCGGGGAGGUAACAAUGCCUGUUUGGAGAAGGGCGCUUCCGGGUAUGAAAGCCUCAGAAUGGAAAUUCUCAAAGUGGAAAUAAUUUGUGAUGCAUGAAAUGCGACACCAAAAAGACUGCAUUGCAGAGAACGCAACGGAGGCCGACUAUUGUGCUGCUACGGGUUCAGAAUUGGGCUGCUGAUUAGCACGAGAAAAGGACACCCCUUUGCCUAACUCUCAUGACAGACACGCUUUUAGUGCCCGGGAAAUUAGUCAUGCGCCGACUAGAAAUGGCGCUUCAACUGGAGUCGUCUUUUUGCAUUGCAAAUUAUUUCCACUUUGAGGAUUUCCAACCUGAGGCUUUCAUACCGGGGCGGGGGGAGGCGGUCUGGUCGGAAUCAGGUGGCACAACGCUGUAUCCUGUGCAAAAGUAUCGUACUCGUACUAAUUGCAAUUAUGCAUGACAAGUCUUGUUCUUAAGGUAAAACAGCAUGACAAGUUUCAGUUUUCAUGCUGAGCAAAUUUGUGAUGCCAUUUAUACUAGUACAAUACAACUUUUGCAAUGCAUACGCUGCUCCUUCACCCGGUGGAAGAGCAAGAGGUCGCGCCGCAGUAGGAGUACAUGCUCCUGAAGUUUUUCUUGACACGCACUUAUUAAUGCAGCAGCUUCACGAGGACAUCAGAACCAGAAGCAGAGAACGCAACAUCCAAAUUACCGUUUCCGGUGGCACAAUUGAUCCCUCCUGCUUGGAAAACCCGCCGCCGCACGUCCACACGGUCACGGAGUCCAUCCAGGGAAAACGGGGUGUCGCCUCCCAUUUGGGCAUGUGCAGUCCCGGCUUGUCUGGCACGUUUUGCACGCCGUGCGAACGCGGAAAAUGGUCGAACGGCGGGGCGAGCUGUUUGGUGUGCGACACGCCGCGGAACGUAGAGAAGUUUGAGUGGAUAUGAUCCACAAAAAAAGAACCAUCUUCCCCAUCCAAUUUGUCAUGCAAAGCGUGCGUAUAUUCCACUAUUUGUCGUGCAAAAAAUGGAUGGGGAAGAUGCUGGUUGUUUUUUUGUGGAUAGUGGACCACUAGCGGUUGGCCAAAUGCGACCUGCCCGUACCGCUGCCCGAUCAACUACCCGUCCCUGAUAUCGCAAGAAAAAACUGUUUCACUGUAAACUUGUGAUGCAGAAAAUGGAACACAGAAGCAUUUGUCUUGCUGCACAUGCAAGAAAGUGGACUUUUAGCUGUGUUUUCCCUUAGGAAGCUUGCAUGGCAAAUUUUAUCUGUCAUGUAGAACAAACUUGUGAUGCAAAACCUGCAAAAUCCUUACAGUGAAGCACUUUUUUCGUACGAUACCUGAACACGAACCCACAGUGUCUGGACUAUGACAGUGCACAACUCCGCGUCCCCCUCAUUUGUAAAAAUGCGAAGUUCCAAACGCAAACCUUACUUGUAAGCACUGCUAGCAUGACAAAUUUGGAACGUCAAAUAGUACUACAAUCUGCACGCAGAUUUGUGUUUGUCAUGCGAAAGGCCCUUUUCUGCCGUCGCUUGCGCUGCUGUUCAUGCCAUAUUACAAAUGCGCGGGAGCAGGGGGGGUUGUGCACUGUCAUAUCGACCCCUGGCGCUACACGAUGGCGUUUUUCGGCGGGUUGUUCUAUCCUGAGUAAAAACGUACCCACGCCAGAGUUGUAAUGCAGAUUUGCAAAGACAAGAAGACUUGUAAUGCGCAUCCGCAUGAGAGCCAUUUCCAAUCGUGUUUUGGAAUUUGUGACGCUGUGAACAGGAUGAGCAGACGAAUCUGUGACGCGGCUGCACUUGCUAACCUGCACUAUACUGCAGAGUGCCACUUGUCAUGCGUGACUCACAAAACUGCUCCUAGGUACUGUUGCAAAAUCCCCAUCCUGACUCUGGUGUGGGUACGUUUUUACUCAGGAUAUAUUCGGGCUCUUAACCAUCGGCGUGGUGUUGGUUCUAUUCAUUCUCAUCUCCCUAACCUGCGAGGAGCACCGGCGAAAAAGACGGAGAAAAAUGUUGCAAUUGGCGUAUUCGAUGGAGCAGGCACUUGUAGGAAGUAGUGGUAGUGCUGGGGAUCAAACCACCACUCAGUUGUCAAGUAGUGGCUCCGACAAGCACCAUGCUGAGGGAAUUAACUACGAGCAAAUUAUAAAAGAUGGAUCCCGGCAAAACAAUAACGCAAACAACCGAGGGACUACAUCGCCGAACGUUGAAGAGCAGUAUUCCAGCAAUUUUCAUUCCUUACCGAGAAUCGCACGAACUAAUUCGUCUAACGUUUCUGUUUUCAACGGGGGUUCAGGCGCAACAACUUCUGGCGCAGGUUCCACAUCCACCUCUUUCGCGCGAGGCCUGUUGCGGAAGAACGGGAGAAUGAUGACGACGUUCGGUUACAACAGAAACGUCGACCAAAUGGGGAUGGAAAGACUAAGCAUGGCAAAGUGGGCGGAAGUGAAGGUGAGACCGAUGGGGUUUUCGUCUACUAGUACUUCCCCGCCAGGCGCAAUUACCGGUGGCAGUGCUCACCAUAAUGUUCGUCGUGCUGCGCGAGGAGGAGCAUUGUUCGCGGGCGGCGAUCUUCGGCAAGAAGAACAACCUCCAAACUCCUUGACGUGUCUGCAAGAGUUUUUCACCACCAUCUGCCACACGACAACCCAGGUCGGUGGCAAAUUUCGGUCACUUUUCCGCAAGUUAGUGGAGCUUCUUUCCGCAGUCUUCUGUUGCAGUUGGUGCGUGAGCAGGGCGAGGCUGUUGUGGAAUCGACAGGAUGGGGCCAGAGGUGGCACAUCGGCGGGUAGCUCUACGUCGGCAAGAACUUCUGCUGGACCGGGCAUGAACAGUGGUGACAAUGAUGACAGCGGUAGUAACCUGACGAGGUCGAGUCGCGGGUUUUCUUCCGACAUAGAACAGGACAACGGAGCGACAAUUAUACUAACUGGUGCAUCGAAUAAUUCUGUUUCUGCUACAACGGCUGGGUUAAAAAAAGACAGAGUUCUUCAUGUAGACAAGGACAUCGACAAAGAAUCCGGUGACAACAAAAGCUCCCAUUUUUCCUCCGUCCCGACAUCGCAAAGACAGUCCCAAAUUUCCGUCCCCCUCUCCCCGGCGGAGGUGGAUCCGAACGCAGCGACAGCAAGAGUGCUGAAUGAAAAUUUGGACCAGGUCCACGAUUUCUUGUCGAUUUUGAGCGCGGAAGAUGGAAACGAGAAUCAGGGUCGUGGUGCUCAGAUAAACUCGAAUAGAUCCUCAUCCGCACGAACAUCCUCUUCGUCCAGACUCGUCGGAGGUGUUGAAACUCGAGGUCCACAAUUUUUGAAGCCCCCGAUGAAUGUGACCGGAGCUGCGAACAUUUCGUACGGACAAGAACAUUCGUCGGCUGAAGACAACAAGAACAGUCCUGGUGGAAGCUUGGACGGCGCGGGCGGUGUGAACAAAAUGAAUUUCUUGACAGCUGCUACAAGGUCGUAUACCAGUCCGGGGCCGCCCCCUCCGGGUGGCGCUUCCUCUUCUUUCGCCAUGAUGACCUAUUCAACAAGCAACUCCCCUGCUGCAGAUCAUGUGAAUGACUUCCAACUUCGAAGUCCCAGCACGACGCUCCAGAACGACAGCUACAAUUCGGUAACCAGCACUACAUCCGCCGUCCGUAGUCGUUCUUCGACAAGAGAGCAACCGCUUUUGGAAGGGAAUAGUACUUUUUUACGAGCGGGCGCAACGUCAAGGAGCGGAAGAACUUCGGCAAUGUUGGCCAGACCCUCAUCGCAACAAAUAGACCACCAUCAUCUUCAGAAUUACCAGCACCCGCCGGCUGUUGCAGUCACGCCCGUUGAGGAUGAGGCCGACACACUAUUGCCGGAGGACGCGGUCCGCGGACUGCUUUUCAACGCCGAUGACUUACCAUACCACGUGAAACGAAUCUAUUUCAGCGGAAGUAACGACUGGGAGGAUGCGUGGCGACUGGAACAAUUAUACCACGGAGACCGCAGGAUAAUUACCACAGCUUCAUCACGACCCCCCGCCGGAACCACGUAUCUUCACGUCGACCAGAUGAACAAAUGGGAUCAGUUUUCUGCCCGGUUGAAUGAGCAGAUUUUCAAUUUCUCUGCCCGGAUCAACACAAAAUUCCGCAUCCGCCUGUCGCAUUUGAUCAAAACGCUUUACCCCCCGCUCUUACCUUGGUUCAAGAGGAAGUUCAAGCGGGAGCGGGCCUGCAGACUGUUGGAGUUUGUCAGUAUGGAAAUGGGCAACUCGGCGGAGGACGAGUUGCUGCUUGCGAAUCUCUUGCCCUUGAUAGACAGACAGUCUACUGCUGGUGGUGUACUAUUAGGCCAAUCGAACAACGACUACAAUGCCGCUAAUGUCCUCCCUCCGUCCUCAAGCAGCACAUCAAACGCCAUGAUUCCGGUCACAGUAAAGUUUGGUUGCGAUUACUCCGUAUCCAGGAAAAAACACCCAUCCCCAUCCAUUUUUUGCAUGGCAAACAGUGGACUUUGUGCAUGUUUUGCAUGACAAAUUGGAUGGGCUGCUCGCCAUGAAAGCAACUACAUUACAUCUUGCCUCACUUUUUUAAGAUGGGUUUUUUCGUAUUUCGGACUGUGCCAUAGUAGAUGACUUUACCGCUUUUUUACUUUUCUUUUAUCCCUCAGCGCUGGUGGGUCUGCCGGCAAAGUUAUCCCUACUCAGAUGGCUACAAAGCUCAUCCCGCAGCCGUCCCAGGAGCUCUUGCGACUGUCUCUCGGUAGAGAUCGCUUUGCCCGUGCUUAUUCCACUCAGAGUUUGCUGGGUAGGUGGCUACCGUUUUAAGUUUAUAAACGAAUGGGACGCCCUGCCCUUAGCCUUCCAACAUGACAAAUUGGAUGGGGAACGGUGUUUCUUCCUGGAUACUCCGCGUCCCUGGCGUACUUGGAUUUUCUCGACUACGACUCGAAAACUCUGUUCGAUUGGUCGCCGGAAUUGAAGCAAAACGAACAAAAGAUUCUGCUUGCGUCAGGGACCGGGGAUUACGACAACCCAUUUGCGUUGGAAUUGUCCGAUCCGUUGGUCUAUCAAAUGUAAAAGUGUCUGGGUCUGGAGGAAGGAUGGAACCUGUGAUGCGCAUUUCAGAACACACAAAAAUCUCUCACGCAUAGGUAGUAAAACUAAAAGCUGCUCACUUUCUGUCACCAAAAUGGGGGACUUGUCAUGCGGGUUCGGCAUUGCGGAAGCUUCUCGAAGCCUGUGAUGCUAGAGCUUCCAUGCCAGACCUUCUGUGUCAUGCAGAAACAGCAUAACUCUUUCAGACCCAGACAUUUUUGCAGUCCAUAUGGUCGCUCAACUGCAGUCCGUCUGUGGUUCGGCGGCCCUGCUCCCGGUGCUGCAUCAGUUCAACCGGUGCGCGCGGACGAUUCGGAAGGAAGAAAUUUUGGCAGGGUAUCCUACGUAAAAACAUCCCCAGCCCAGAGUUGUCAUGCAGAUUUGCAAGCACAAAAGCAUUUGUAAUGCGAAUCCCCAUGAGAGGUAUGUCCCAUUGUGUUUCGGAAGAACUUGUAAUGCUGUAAACAGGAUGAGGAGACGGAUUUGUUAUGCGGCUUCCCUUGCUAAUGCUAAGCUGCACUACGGUACAGCCUGCAACUUGUCAUGCGUGACUCCCAAAACUUCAAGGUUUGUGUUGCAGAAUCCCCAUCUUGAUGACCCGGGGGUGGGGAUGUUUUUACUCAGGAUACGGGGUUUCGGGAGUACGAAAUGCUCAUGAGAAGCGUCGACUACGUGGAGAACAGCAGUGGCGGGUAUGGUGGUACAACUACGCAGGAAAAUCAUCUUGCUGGGAUGAAUGUAACAGCUGGAGGUCGUGGCGUAGCGGCUAUUAACAAAAAACAACCAGCCGGCUACUACUACCGAGAUGAGCACGGUCGAGAGCACGAUCUCGCACAAUUGCUGCCGCAAGAGGUUUUAUCCUAUGUGAAGGCCAGCAGCGCGACGAUGAUGACAAGAUCGGGGGCGGCCAACAGCGCUAGCCUAUCUAGCCGCUCAAGAACGCAUUCGAAAGAGGACCACGUAAUAGGAGCAUCUAACCCUUCGGGGGCAUUCCGCUCAACCAGAACCUCUGCGGCAAAUCAUGCAACGCCGGUAGAGGACCUGCAAAUGAACAACCCACGGGAAAAUAUGACAACGACAAGCGGGGCGGGCGCAACGACAACGAGCCAGCGACCGCAUCUGCGUUACUCCCAGAUCAUUUCUGAGGAUGAUGUUGACGGCAGUGCGGUCGCCAGGGACGUCGGCGUACUACUACACGAAAAACGCAGAACCGUUGCGAGGGGACGUCAACAGCAACACACCGCAGGACCAACAACCGGUCGGCGACUGUCCUCUCAAGCAGGAGCAGAAGGUAGUGCACAGCUUUAUGAUGUCGCAGGGCAACACCAACAUGAAAUAGAAAAUCAGACGAGUUCACGCAGGACGAGUACCAUGAUGCAGCAACACACAAGGGCUAGCCACGUCCAAGUUCCGCUUCCCACGGUCGCGACUCUAGCAGCCGUGCCUGAGACAGUUGCAGUUCCCAACAUGAUCUCUCGGGGGAGAAGCGAAGAGGUCAGUAUGCGGGUACUCGCAGCCGGAGGUAGCAGUAGUUCCCGGAACCGCACGAGGACUGUCGAGAGGACUCGAAAUAGUCGUCAAACGACUUCCACCUCCCUCGCUCGCAGUUCCGCUCUCUUGACAACCAAGCUCCGCGAACAGGUGAUUUUCCUGCAGGGGUCGAUGCGGGGCGACGGGAGUGCAGCCUUGCAAAGACUCUACCACUUGAAACACGCGGUGGAACAAAGAUCUGACGGAUUACGAUUCGGCGGCCUCAUAUGGAUCUGUCAGGAUUGAAAUUGUCAAAGUUGAAAUGACUUGCCAUGCAUAAAAUGCAAGGCAUGAAGUGCCUGUCUUGCCGGGAUGGCAAGUGAGGCAAAUUGUGAGCCUAUUUAGGGUCUGGGACAGAGCUGCUAGAGGAGCAUUACAAAAGCAGGCUUCUGUGCCCAAACAGCGUGACAAAUUGGAUUCCGGUGCUCCGAAAAUUUGUCAUGCGCCGCCUGGAAGUUGGGCUUCCACCUGGUAUCCAUUUUAUGCAUGACAAAUUAUUUCAAUUUCAACUUUGUCGAUUUCAACUCUGACACAUCCAAACCUCAGCGUCUCUGUCGUUUGCGUGCCGCACGAUUCGGAGAAGAAGUCCUGGCGGGUGGGGCUUCUGUUCACGGGGAGGAGCAGUGGCUCUGCCUCCGGUGGUGGGAGUUCUAUGGCGAAUAACACGGGCGUCACGAAUAGCAUGACGACGACGCCGAACGUCAGCCCGAGUAACACACCGAGAGCCGGCAGUUGUGUGGGUAGGGAGGAGGCGUGGCACUUUCCGAACAGCAGUUAUGGCAAUCUUCACGGGACGACGAGCCAAGCUAGUUCAUCUGCGGGUGCAUUGUUCCGCACAGACCUUGAGCUUUCUGGCGGUUAUGGCCCGAGGAGCUCUUCGCCAACAACUUUCGGAGCUGCUGGUCGCGCGGCACAACCCGAUUUCUUCGAUGGUGACCACGGUGAAGCUGCUGCGCUGGAUCAUCAUCAUCACCAUCACCAUCUCCCGAUAGACGGCACCCACGACCCUUUAGCCGGCGGUGCAAAUGUAGUUGGUGCCGACCACGGUGGUGUUAAUCAUGAUAUUCCACCAACAUCAUGCACAACUUCUCGCUUCGACCAGUGCCUCCGACUGUUGAAAAAAACGGCAAUCCGCAUCAAAAAGCGCUGCCAGUUUCUCCACUACUUUCAUCUGCUGCUGAAAAUUCCGCACCAUUUAAUCCUCCAAAACCGAACCCCGCCGACCAACAGCUUUUUGCAGCGCGUCCUCAUCCUCAUUCUGUACGCACUGAUUUUCGCCGACGCUAUGGUUACGAUUCUACUGGCGAACACGUUUUUCGAACUUCACCCGCUCGUGUUUCUGACCUGGUUCUUCGUCUUCCCGCUGACCCCCCUGGUCUGCCCCCUGCAGGGCAUCGCGUGGCUGUUGCUGGCCCGGGAAGAGAAGGGACGGACCUUUUGCCAUUUGGUAGCUGCGUCGAUGGUGAACGUGUACGCGGGCUUUUUCGCGUGGGCAGUCUGCGUGGUUUCCCGCGCGCUGAGCAGUGUGGAUGUUGUUCCCGCCGUGGAGUACUUUUUAUUCGACGUUGGCAGUCGUGCUACAUCUAGGCGGCCACUUUUCUUCACGGUUCCCAACGGCCCUGAAGGUCCUCGCAGUACUACUCUUGAAUUGACUACCGAGCAGGAGUACAACUACUCGCCGUACUACGCAAACCAGCUAAAAUAUGGAAGCGUCAGGUUUGAAAUCGACAAAGUUGAAAUAAUUUGUAAUGCAUAAAAUGCAUGACCCGAGGCACGUGUGUUGCAGAGCAGGCAAGUGAGGCCGAUUGUAAGCCUGUUUGGGGUUACAGCUCGAGCUGCUGAAGUAGCAUGAGAAAGUCACUCUUCUUUGCCUAAACAGCAUGACAAACUGGAUUGAGGGACCGCCGAAAUUUGUCACGCGCCACUCGGAAACUGGGUUCCAACUGGCAUCCAUUUUAUGCAUGACAAAUUAUUUCAACUUUGUCGAUUUCAACUCUGACACAUCCAUAUAAAACUAGCCGCAGAGCAGGGCGGAUUUGAUGAGCCGCCGGCGCACCAGAUGUUGACCACGAGUUCUACUACCUUACUCAGCGAGAAAAUAAAUGAUGCCUGGACCACCACAACAUCUUCAAUCACUUGGAAUGGCGUCCCUAUCGUCCCCUCCUCCGCUGGCGCUAUCGCCUACUCGAUUCGGCUGUUCGUUCUGGGUUUCGCCGUUUUCCUCGCAGAGUUGCUUUCCAUCGCGAUCUUGAAAAUCGCGUUAGGUGUCACUGCGAAUGUGUACAUUGGAGCGCUGGAAAUGGAGGAACUCGCCCUGAAUUGCAACCAGAACGGAUUCAACAUAACUGGAAGUAGUGGGCGGGGUAAUCAUGGGGGUUCUACUUUCGCCGGAACUGUAAAUGAAAACGAAGGAACAAUUACCGGCCCGUUCAGCGCUGCACCUUCCGGUGAAGAAAUACAGCAGGGCGGACGCACGCACCCGGGGGUCGUCCCACUGACGCUGACGCAUUCGAGGGCGGUGAAUGUAGAUGAUGAUAGUGGGGAUGAGCAUGAGAAUGAGGCGGGGGCCGGGUUUGUGGUGCCGAGGUACUCGGGGAUGGCGUAGAAAAUCAAAUUCAGAAUUUUGAUGAUGUAGUUGAGGAAAAACAUCAUGAUGAGUGCUUUUCCAGGAGCCUCACCACUGCCAGAUUUUUGGUUGCGUAUGUAUACGACCUGAUAAAGACACGGAUGAAUUUCAAUGUUUCGCACGUUUAUCAAAUGAACUCGAGGACGACUGGUCGUCGUGUGACAUAGCCACUCAUCACUCGCCAACACGAAAGAAUGCCCAUCUGCGCAGCACGAGCACGCCAAGGAAACGC